AUGCCAGAUUAUUUCCCUGAGUUCAUGCGGCGAAUCAGUCUAAAUCCGAGUCUGAGUUUCUUGAUGGUAUCGACGUAUGAUACGCCAGAAUUCUGUCCUCGACGGGGCCAGUCCGUUUAUUUCCAAGACACACGGCAUCGCGUUUAUUGUGCAGAGAUGGAAGAUAUCAUCCACGACGCGGCGCACGCAAUGUGCAGAGACUGGGAAUGCAGCGACAGAGAUGAAUUUUAUCGUGUUCGACGUCACCUCGCCGACUAUGUACAAAUUGAUGGUCAGGCAUGGAACAAUCUCAAGCCUUUAUAUCCGAUUUUGUUCGGCCACCUGUUUAGGUCGCACUUUGAGCAGCACUUUUCGCACUGGUUUCGAAUUGAUCUGGACGUCUUUCUCGGGCGCUGGGACCUGUUAUUUCCCAAAAGCGCGUUGGCGUACGAUGUCAUCACGUUUUCAUCCGGUGGGCAAGCUAGCUGGACGCACAUUUGGUUGAAGGGCUACCUCACUGGCUUCCGGAAUGAGCCUCGUGUUGCCCGGCAAUGGCUUCGAAUGCACAUGUUUGCAAAUCCUGAUCGAUUCUGUCGGGCUUUCAACAGGCACACCUUUGAUCGUAUUCAGCGGCAAGGUGCUGCGGCAGACGAGGGUGCACAAACAAUAGCCUUUAUGCGAGAUGCGCCAUUAUCGGAUGAUCUUAGCUGGGUCGUUCUACCUGGACUUCUCGCCGUUGAUCUAGACUUGGAGGCGGAUCCGAGUGCAAUUGCCUUGGCCCACUUGGACAUCCUCAGAGUUCCUGCAAGGUCUACAAGGAAGACUAUCGAAGCGCUCACACUAUUACCUGCAUUCUCCGAUGAGCCUGGUGUACGUGUUGGCAUGGGCCAGCAGCUUCAGCUCACUCAAAAGUGUCAGAUGUCGUGGCUGGCCCCUCAAGACCGGUUGUGCAUCAAGAGGCCACCCAAGCACACUGCAAUCAGUCGCAUUCUCGACGCAGGCUUACAAGUACAAAUUGCAAGAGAUCGUCGAAGCGGAUCAACGCCGAGCGAAAUUACUGCCUCAGUCUUUCCAAGUCGUGGUCUUGGGUAUGGCACGCACAUCUUGGCCUACCAUUUUCAAGCCUCGAAGAACCAAGGCUUGAAUUAUGGCCAACAGCAGGCUACAGACGAGAUCCUUGUGGUUGGCAAGACUUUUGCGAGUCAGAGAUGGUGGCUGGACCAUGUAGAUGCGCAUGGAAGACGUCUUCGCAGGUACGGGGAUUCUGUUGCUCCCUUGACGGAGCUGCGUGACUGA
Molecule: messenger RNA, 1275 nt
Organism: Protomyces lactucae-debilis
Lineage: Eukaryota; Fungi; Ascomycota; Taphrinomycetes; Taphrinales; Protomycetaceae
Exons: 1
Coding region: 1-1275 (424 amino acids)
Source: RefSeq, a predicted model, not a curated record